AUGUCUGGGGGCUCAGAGAGUGACGACUCUGUAACAGCUAAUGGGAGGGUUUACAUUCCUGAAGUAAGAAAUGAGGAAACACCAGCAGUUGGGAUGAAGUUCGACUCGCUUGACCUCGUUUAUAAUUUCUAUAAUAGAUAUGCAUUCUUGGCUGGCUUUGGUAUUCGACUUCAUUCCAGCUUUUGGGGGAAAAAUAAGAAAGAGAUUCUGAGAAAAGAAUUUGUAUGUUGCAAACAAGGUGCAUACCGGAAUGAUGAAACUCGGGAGAGAAAAAGACAACGGGGAAUAAGUAGAUGCAAUUGCAAAGCUAAGAUUGUGGUUGUGAAGACACAUGGGAGCAAGAAGUAUACCAUCUCUCUUUUUGCAGAGGGACACAAUCAUAAGAUGACACCCUCAGGAAGAAUGCAUUUACUGAGAUCACACCGUCGUAUUUCAGAUUCUACAAAAGUACUUACAAAACAGUUGGGUUCGGUUAAUAUUCCCAUUAAUCAGAAGGAUAUGUACAAUCUUGAAUGUAGUGUGAAUGAGAAGCUGAGGAACCACGAUGUUGAACUAGUGACCGAGUAUUUUAUGGCUGAACAGAAAAAAAUGAGGCUUUUUAUUUCAAGAUUGAGGGAGAUGGCGAUAACAGAUGCAACUUCUAGACGGGCGUACGGGUUUUAUGGAGAUGUUGUUGUAUUCGAUACCACAUUCAACACGAAUAGAUACGACUUGACAUUUGCACCAAUGUUGGGAGUUAAUAACCAUGGUCAAACAAUUGUCCUAGCAUGCGCAUUUUUGAGCAAGGAAACGACUGAGUCGUUUAUUUGGAUGUUUGAGGAGUUUAAGAAAGCCAUGCCAGGUGGCGAACCUAAAACGAUCAUCACAGAUCAAGAUGCGGCAAUGAGCAGAGCGAUUUCAAUAGCCUUCCCGACUACAUUUCAUCGACUUUGCAUAUGGCACAUCACAUCAAAGUUCUCUGUUAAGUUACCACAUUCUGCUUAUAAGGAGUAUUGGGGUGAAUUCCAGAAAGCCAUAUGGGAUACUGACAAUAAGGAUGAGUUUGAUGCAAAAUGGAAUAUUGUGGUUACAAAGGCUGGUUUGACUGACCAUCCAUGGGCUAAGUUCAAUGUUUGA
Prunus armeniaca (apricot) is the source of this 1116-nucleotide messenger RNA. Lineage: Eukaryota; Viridiplantae; Streptophyta; Magnoliopsida; Rosales; Rosaceae. The record is from the annotation of a GenBank genome assembly.